Messenger RNA from Manis javanica (Malayan pangolin), 2608 nucleotides. RefSeq names its product interferon related developmental regulator 1 (gene IFRD1). NCBI's taxonomy places the organism in Eukaryota, Metazoa, Chordata, Mammalia, Pholidota, Manidae. The record is from RefSeq and is a predicted model, not a curated record. Gene Ontology annotation, cellular component: nucleus.
GCCCGGGCUGAGGCCUCACAGAAGCAGGGGAAAGGUUAAGGAGAACAAUGCCGGCCGCUGCAGCAGGACGAGCGAGGCUGACUGCGUCGCCCGCUGCUGGAAGCCAGCUGUAGUCAUCAGGCACACCCGCUCCAUUGCUCAUGACACGUGAGCACCUAAGUCCACCCCAGGCAGGGCCACGGAUGCAGGCGGAGUCACGAGAGGGACGCAGGUGGACACACAAGCCCGCCGGGAGGGGCCAGGCCAGGCCCGGCGCCUACUACACGUCCCGGAACUGGGCGCGGCCGCCGGAAGCCGGGCUCGGGGACAGCUGCACGCACUUGCCAGUGAGCGUUCGAGUCCCGCCCACCGGCGGUGACGCCAGCGGCGGUCUGCAUACUUAAGGCGUCGUGGCCUGGCCUGCCCCGCCUUAGCUCCCGCGCUAGAGAGAAACAUGUGUCGUUUCCGAUCACAGCUCUUAACGGGGAUUUCUGCGGCCGCCACUACCCACUUUUACCCCCGCCGCUGCUCGCCUCUGUUGUUAGCCGAAGACUCGCCUUUUAGCCGCCCGCCGCACAGACGCACGAGUAAAAAGUGCAGCUCCAUCGGCUGAUCCUCGCUAAGCUCCGAGUUUAGGCGGCCCCGGGCGUCCCACGAUGCCGAAGAAUAAGAAGCGGAACACGCCCCACCGCGGUGGCAGUGGUGGUGGCGGCGCAGUGGCAGCUGCGGCGACGGCAGGUGGCCAGCAUCGAAAUGUUCAGCCCUUUAGUGAUGAGGAUGCAUCGAUUGAAACAAUGAGCCAUUGCAGUGGCUACAGUGAUCCUUCCAGUUUUGCUGAAGAUGGACCAGAAGUCCUUGAUGAAGAAGGAACUCAGGAAGACAUAGAGUACAAGUUGAAGGGAUUCAUUGACCUGACCAUGGAUAAGAGUGCGAAGACAAGGCAGGCAGCUCUUGAAGGUAUUAAAAAUGCACUGGUUUCAAAAAUGCUUUAUGAAUUUAUUCUGGAAAGAAGAAUGACUUUAACUGAUAGCAUUGAACGCUGCCUGAAAAAAGGUAAGAGUGAUGAGCAGCGAGCAGCUGCGGCAUUGGCAUCUGUGCUCUGUGUUCAGCUGGGGCCUGGCAUUGAAAGUGAAGAGGUUUUCAAAACUCUCGGACCAGUCCUAAAGAAGAUAAUUUGUGAUGGAACAGCUAGUGUCCAGGCUAGACAAACUUGUGCAACUUGCUUUGGUGUUUGCUGUUUUAUUGCCACAGAUGACAUUACAGAGCUGUUUUCAACUCUGGAAUAUUUGGAAAAUAUCUUCACCAAGUCCUAUCUCAAAGAGAAAGACACUAAUGUUAUUUGCAGCACCACUAAUACGGUGCUUCAUAUCCACUCCCUUCUUGCAUGGACAUUAUUACUGACCAUAUGCCCAAUCAGUGAAGUGAAGAAAAAGCUUGAGAUGCAUUUCCAUAAACUUCCAAGCCUCCUUUCUUCUGAUGAUGUAAACAUGAGAAUAGCUGCUGGUGAAUCUUUGGCGCUCCUAUUUGAACUCGCCAGAGGAAUGGAGAGUGACUUCUUUUAUGAAGACAUGGAGUCUUUGACUCAGAUGCUUAGGGCUUUGGCUACAGAUGGAAAUAAACACCGUGCCAAAGUGGACAAGAGAAAGCAGCGGUCAGUGUUCAGAGACAUCCUGAGGGCCAUGGAGGAACGGGAUUUUCCAACGGAAACUGUUAAAUUUGGUCCUGAACGUAUGUAUAUUGACUGCUGGGUCAAAAAACAUACCUAUGACACCUUUAAGGAGGUUCUUGGAUCAGGGAUGCAGUACCACUUACAGUCAAAUGAAUUCCUUCGCAAUGUCUUUGAACUUGGCCCCCCAGUCAUGCUUGAUGCUGCAACGCUUAAAACAAUGAAGAUUUCUCGUUUUGAAAGGCAUUUAUAUAAUUCUGCAGCCUUCAAGGCUCGAACAAAAGCUCGAAGCAAAUGUCGAGAUAAGAGAGCAGAUGUUGGAGAAUUCUUCUAGAUUUUUAACACUUGAAGAUCACUUUCUAAUUUCCUUUUUUGUGUGUGUGAUUUCUAAUGUAUUUAAAUUCUAGACAGUUAUUAUCUUGGGUUAACAUAGAGCUACCUUUUGUAGUUGGGGUUAUAUUAUAAUUUAAUGUACAGUAUUGUGAAUGGUGAGUUCUGAUUAUUGAAUAUUCUUUGUAAAUAUCAGUAAACAUGAAUAAAGUGUAUAUAAUACUUGGUCAGUUUCUCUAUGAAGAGGGCAAAAGAUGCAGAAUUUCACUUACGGUUAAAUUUCUUAUGCUGUGGCUGACAAAUACUGAUAUAUGCAAGGCAUUUAACUCAAGAUCUUAGACAAAUGAGUUUUAGAUACAAUUUUGGGGAGUUCUUCUGGAAAGCUGCUCUAUUUUCUUUUUAAAUGGAGCCUUAUAAUUUAAAUUUUGUCACUGGGAUCGACAAAGGGAAUUACACCAUGUGACCUUAAAGCUGCACUUAAAGGCUCUUCAGUCCAGCUACUGGGAGUUGAUGAUGAAUUAGCAUACACCACAAGGGUUGCUAACCUUGACCUCUGAGGGCAGUAACACUAAUUUUAUUUGCAUGUAAGACCUUGUGCUUUUCAUUUGAAAUAAAGAUCUUUUCACACUAAAA